AGUUUUUGGCCGUUACCACGGAAGGAAGUUUAUUUGUGAAAAUAAGUGUAAUAAAGUGUUUGCUUGAAGAAUUGUUGGAUUUAAUUUCUACAAUCCCUAACCCUGAAACUAUUACCCUAUAGUUUCAGAAGUGGGAUCAGCGAGAAAUUUCAAUUUUUCGUACCACGCCUACAGAAGGAAAACAGAAAACCUUUCAGUUGAUUCUUAUGGAUCGAGGAGGCUAUAGUAGUCGAGACAUGAGUUUUGAAAGGUUCAGUGCAGACCCAGGUGUACCCAGGUGUGAGGGUCAGGGUCGGGAGGCACCGGACUCAAGGCGGAGAGCGCCUAGUCAUGCGAGUUGGCCUGGAGAACCCAGACGUGUGGGUGAAGGCAGGUUAUUAAGGAAAUAUGCUUCAGAACAACCAGGGGCAUCGCGGGAGCGCGAUGCUGAGGUUGAAGUGAAUAGUGUAUAUGACGGAGAGCGUCAAUUAAUCCGUUCGAGGGGAACGCCACAAAGCAGGUUUUUACGUACACCGUCUCGAUGGGAACGAGAACGGUCGCCCAGCACGGGACUCGGAGGACAUGAGAGAGCUAGAGAAGGACGUUCACGUGGGCGUACACCGAGACGUGAAGACGAGAUGACCGGAAGGCAUGAAUCCCGACGCAGCAGGAAGAGGAGCUGCAGUUCAUCGGAUUCGAGAGACCCUGGUGAGUCACAUCCAUCUAACUCUAAGCAACCUAAAUAUCGUGAUACUACUACUGAUGCUAUAUUAGAUAAAUUUUUGUCUAUUUUGCAAUCGGUCAAAGGUUCAGAUAAGCCAAAGAUGACUUUUAACACUAAUAUUAUACCCGAAUUUGACCCUAUGUCGAAGGAACAAACGAUUUUGACCUGGUUGACGAAGGUAGAGGAAUGCGCCGGAAUUUACGGCUGGGAGGAUAAAGAGAUGAUCCACUACGCCUUACCUAAGUUAACAGGCUUAGCACGAUCUUGGUAUCAAAAUUUACCCACCAUGUUGUUCACGUGGCCCGAAUGGAAGAAUAAGUUAAUAGAAUCUUUUCCUGUUCGCGAAGACUAUGCUGAACUUUUGACCGAGAUGCUCGCUAAAAAGGCGAAGUACGGAGAAUCGCUUGAUCAUUAUUAUUACGCGAAAAUCAACUUAUUAAAUAGAUGUCAAAUUUAUGGACGACAGGCUGUGGAUUGUUUGUUGCAUGGUGUUGAGGACAGAGCUAUUAGGGUAGGCGCUCAAGCAGCUCAAUUUUCUGAACCAGAGAAAGUUCUAAAAUACUUUAGAUCGGUUAAAGUAGGACAAAGCCGUGAAAAUCAUGAAUUAUCUUCGAAGUUUAGAAACGAGCGGCGUAGUGCAGCUUCUUUUGCUAGACCCGGUAUCUCAAAACCGGACACUACGAAAAUAACUUGUUUUAAUUGUGAUCAACUCGGUCAUCCGAGUUUUAAAUGCGACAAACCUGCAGCGAAAUGCACUACAUGCGACAGAUUAGGUCACUUAACCACCCAUUGCUACAGGAAUAAAACUAACAAAAGGCGUGAGGGAGACUUAAAUAACGGUAAAAAUAGUAACGAAAAACAAGUUGCCCAGUUAAGUUUAGCAGCAGAGUUAACUGCUAAAUACAUGCUUAGCAUUAAGGUGAAUGGAAAUGUUGUAGAUUGUCAUUUAGAUCUUGGGAGUCAGUGCUCUUUGAUAAAACUAUCGAAGGCUAGGGAGUUUAACUUGGAUGUAGUAGUACCAGAGGAUUUACCUACCCUCAGAGGUAUAGGUUCUAAUCUUACUUACCCAGUAGGGAUGACAACCGUUUGUGUUGAAGUCCAAAAUAUAAAACAGACCAUUAAUAUGUAUGUAGUCGAUGAUUGUAUCAUUAGUCAGUCGGUUCUGUUAGGACAUUCUUUUACGGAAAAAUCGGAUAUUAUUAUCACAAAGACUCCCACUGCCGUUAUUUUCAAACAGAUUCCCUGUACUAAGGUGCACCUGGUGACAAAUAAAAAUAUUGAUAUCCAACCAAAUACGUUGCGCGCUGUUCAAGUGCUUGCCGAACCUGAGAUAGAUGUUCGAGUUUAUGUAAAUGGUUCUGUUAGGGGCCCGGAGGGAAAUGAGUACUUUCUCCUCCCGGGCGAGUAUGAGAUCAAGAGUGGACGCAGUGCGCUGUUGAUCUACAAUGCGUCGUCUAAUGUAGUAACUUUAAAAAAGGGAACUCUUUUAGCACGUGUGUAUCCCAAGGGUACUGACAAGGGAAAUCCAGAAUUGGUUUUAGAUUCGUGCAAAGUCUCGUUCUGUGAAACUCAGAAGGAUGAUGACUUUAACCACGGUAACCUAAACCCAGAGGAGCUGAAGCAAUUAAAACAAUUAUUAGAAAAAUACGCUGAUUGCUUCUCGAGCGGCCUCCACGAUUUGGGAUUCACAGAUUUAACUGAAAUGGUAAUUGAACUCGAAGAUACGCAACCAGUGGUCUAUCGACCUUAUCGGAUGUCUUACGCCGAUCGUGCUCUAGUUAGGAGCAUGGUACAAGAAAUGGUCGACUAUGGUAUUGUUAGAGAAUCCACCUCGCCGUAUGCCAGCCCAAUCUUGUUGGUGCAGAAAAAACGGGGGAUAAGCGUUUAUGCGUCGAUUAUAGAGCAUUGA
Molecule: messenger RNA, 2612 nt
Organism: Spodoptera frugiperda (fall armyworm)
Lineage: Eukaryota; Metazoa; Arthropoda; Insecta; Lepidoptera; Noctuidae
Exons: 2
Coding region: 207-2612 (801 amino acids)
Molecular function (GO): nucleic acid binding; zinc ion binding
Source: RefSeq, a predicted model, not a curated record